Molecule: messenger RNA, 4934 nt
Organism: Ornithodoros turicata
Lineage: Eukaryota; Metazoa; Arthropoda; Arachnida; Ixodida; Argasidae
Gene: GluProRS
Product: bifunctional glutamate/proline--tRNA ligase-like
Exons: 3
Coding region: 165-4895 (1576 amino acids)
Biological process (GO): glutamyl-tRNA aminoacylation; translation; prolyl-tRNA aminoacylation
Cellular component (GO): cytoplasm; aminoacyl-tRNA synthetase multienzyme complex
Molecular function (GO): proline-tRNA ligase activity; glutamate-tRNA ligase activity; ATP binding
Source: RefSeq, a predicted model, not a curated record
ACACGCUGUCCCUUGCGCUGUCGCUUGAAUGAGUCAGUGACGUGCUUGCUCUCGAGAUUGCCACAUUGUACAUCAUCUCUGUGCGUUUGUUUUUGCUGUGCUAUUGGUUCCGUUUUAUCGUUUUUUGGAAGCGCGCUCACUGCAUUUCGGCAUAAAAGGCAAAUAUGCACCUCAAACUCACAUGCAACACUUCUGAUCCCCCUCUGGUUGCUCUGUUGGCUUUAGAGUUCUCGAAACCUAGCUUAACAGUUAAAGUCGACUGGGGAAAAAGCACAUGUUUGAACGUCGACAGUGGAAAGUCACUCGUGACACCUGGAGCAAUUGCACGCUACUUUGCUCGCCUUGCUCCAUCCAGCUCCUUAUACGGUGACAGUUUGCUGCAGAGAAGUGAGGUAGAUCACUGGUUGGAACUAAGUGGAACUGAACCCAUCCCUCGCUUGCUCCAGAGACUCAACCAGGCGUUAGCCACCGCGACAUAUCUUGUUGGUCAUCAAGUCACGUUGGCAGAUCUGUCUGUCUGGGGCACACUGUACAGCAAAGGACUUGCAGGGAAGCUGCCAGAAAAUGUGAGCCGAUGGUACAACUUUCUGCUGACGAACACGUCCUUCCAGUCCGUGAUAAAGGAACUGCCCGACGCAAUGGUGCCAGCGAAGCAAGCGGCGGCGAUAUGCCGCGAAGAAGGGAAAUUUGUGGAGCUUCCAGGAGCAAAGAUGGGAGAAGUAGUGGUGCGAUUCCCACCAGAAGCCAGCGGGUACUUGCACAUUGGGCAUGCGAAAGCAGCUUUGCUCAACCAGUACUACCAGCGUGCAUUCGAGGGUCGCCUAAUCCUACGUUUCGACGACACCAAUCCAGAUAAAGAGAGAGAGGACUUUGAGCAGGUCAUCAUGGAAGAUGUGAAAAUGUUGGAGAUUCAUCACGACAGGCUAACAUUUACAUCCGACUACUUCGACCUCAUGUUGCAAAAGUGUCAAGAACUUAUACAGAAAAACCUUGCCUACGUCGACGACACCGAACCGGACGUGAUGAAAUCUCAGCGGGAACAAAAGCAAGAUUCUGUCAACAGGAACAAUACGAUUGAGCGCAACCUGGCCUUGUGGCAGGAAAUGCAACAAGGAACUCCAGUGGGGCUACGGUGUUGUGUUCGGGCCAAGAUUAGCAUGCAAGCUGCAAACGGAUGCAUGCGUGAUCCCACUUUAUACCGCUGCAAGAACAUGGUCCAUCCACGUACUGGAAACCGCUACCACGUUUACCCAACCUAUGACUUUGCCUGCCCUAUCGUUGACAGCAUAGAGGGCGUGACCCAUGCACUGCGUACGACUGAGUAUCACGACAGAGACGAGCAAUACUUUUGGGUUCUAGACGCCCUGGGGAUGCGUAAACCACACAUCUACGAAUACUCGCGACUCAACCUGAUGCACACAGUGUUAUCAAAACGCAAACUGACCUGGUUCGUUGACACGGGUGUUGUUGACGGUUGGGACGACCCUCGCAUGCCAACAGUGAGGGGUGUUCUACGACGUGGGAUGACAGUAGAAGCUCUAAGACAGUUCAUAGCGGCACAGGGCUCCUCACGCUCCGUCGUCAUGAUGGACUGGGAUAAGCUGUGGGCGUUCAACAAGAAAGUGGUGGACCCCGUAGCUCCGAGGCACGUAGCUGUGGAGCAGGGCGUGCCCGUCACUGUCAGUGGGCUCGCGGCGGGCACCAUUCGGGUGGCUUGGCACCCCAAGAAUGCAGAGCUCGGGGACCACGAAGUGGAUGUCGGGCCAGAGCUACUCGUAGACCGGGUCGACGCAGACAGCAUGGCCGUAGGAAGCAAUGUCACUUUCAUUGGCCUUGGUAAUCUGCGAAUCACGGACGUUCGCCGGGAUGCACAGGGAGCACCUGUGGCUGUGCUGGCCGAGACUAACCUCGAGGACCGCAAUUACAAGAACACGCUCAAGGUCACGUGGCUGUGCUCCUCAGCAGAACUGGUGCCAUGUACUUGCAUCUUCUUCGACCAUAUCAUCAGCAAGGCAGUGCUAUCCAGAGACGAUGAUUUUAAGCAGUUUGUUUCCAAAGACACGAGGCUCGACGUACCGAUGCAAGGCGAUCCCCUAAUGAAGCGGCUACGUAAAGGCGACAUCGUCCAAGUCCAGAGGAAAGGAUACUUCAUCUGCGACCAGCCGUACGAUCCCGAUACCAUAAGGCACGUCGGGAAGCCCGCUCCCCUGGUGUUGAUUUUUGUCCCUGAUGGUAGUCAGAGCAUCAGUACGCUUCCCCAAGUAGCGCAGUUAUUUUAUCAACGUAACAAGGCCAGUGUUAGCGCACAGGAACAGAAUGGCCCACACGCCUCAAUAGAUGAGCUCAGUGCAAGGAUCAGGGACGUCGGUAACACGGUUCGUGACCUGAAGUCCAAGAAGGCGGACAAAGCCAAGAUCGAUGCUGCUGUGAGUGAACUGCUUAAGCUCAAAGGCGAGUACAAGGCACUGAGUGGAACAGAGUGGAAGCCUGAAACAACAGCUUCGAAGGUAGAAAAGAAGAAAGAUCCCGCUGUGAAAGAAGGAGGUGAUUCCAAGGUGAUGUCUGACCCUAAGGUUUCUGCAUCUCUGCAGGAACUCGGCUUAAAAAUUCAAGAAAAAGGCAACCAUGUCCGUGAGCUGAAAUCUAAGAAAGCAGAAAAGUCUGCGAUCGAUGCUAGCGUAGCCGAGUUGCUUAGGCUGAAGGCAGAGUACAAAGCUGCGAGUGGAACGGACUGGAAGCCGGAAUCUUUUCCCGCACAAAACAGAGAAAAGACACCAAGUAAGGAAGCUGCUGCGAAGCAGGUUGGCGCCCCCGAGAAGGGCGUCGCUCCCGCUGCACUUGAGUCGCUGAAUGAGCUAAGUUUAAAGAUCCAAGGUGUAGGAGACAAAGUACGUGAAUUGAAAUCGAACAAAGCGGAAAAAUCCCAAAUCGAUGCAGGUGUCGCAGAAUUGCUCAGGCUGAAGGCUGAGUAUAAAGCUGCGAGUGGAACGGACUGGAAGCCAGCACCCUCUCCCGCACAAAAGAGAGAGAAGACGCCAAGUAAGGAAGCCACUGCUAAGGAGGUUGGAGCCCCCAAGAAGGAUUCCUCUCCUGUUGCACCUGAGUCUAUGAAUGAACUAAGCCUGAAGAUCCAAGAAGUUGGCAACCACGUUCGUGAAUUGAAAUCGAAGAAAGCUGAAAAAUCCCAAAUCGAUGCAGGCGUAGCAGAAUUGCUUAGGCUAAAAAGCGAGUACAAAGCCGCGAGCGGAAAAGACUGGGCGCCAGAGGGAGCUGCUGUCAAGGCAGAAAAGAGGAAAGCAAAGGCAGCACCUGUCAAAGGAGCGGAAGUCCCUAAAGAGAAAGCAAACGACAAGGAAAGCGCAGCACCUAGAGAGGGCCCCAAAAAGGUGACUCGACUCGGCUUGGAAGCCCGGAAGGAAGAAAACCUGUCGGAGUGGUACUCCCAGGUGAUCACGAAAUCGGAGAUGAUCGAAUACUACGACGUGAGCGGCUGCUACAUCCUGAGACCGUGGGCUUACGGGCUGUGGGAGAACGUAAGGGACUACCUGGACGCACGCAUUCGAGAAAUGGGGGUCCAAAACUGUUACUUCCCCAUGUUUGUCUCCGCACAAGCUCUAGAGCAAGAAAAAGCACAUGUCGAAGACUUUGCCCCGGAGGUUGCGUGGGUGACCCGGUCGGGCAACAGCGAGCUGGCGGAACCCAUCGCCAUCCGCCCCACGAGCGAAACAGUCAUGUACCCGGCGUACGCCAGGUGGGUGCAGUCGCAUCGCGACCUGCCGCUCCAGCUCAAUCAGUGGUGCAACGUGGUGCGGUGGGAGUUCAAGCACCCCCAGCCUUUCUUGCGCACCCGGGAGUUCCUGUGGCAGGAGGGCCACUCCGCCUUUGCCACCAAGGAAGAAGCCCAAGACGAAGUGUACCGUGUGCUCGGGCACUAUGCCUCCGUGUACGAGGAUCUCCUGGCCAUACCCGUAGUGAGGGGACGGAAAACCGAGAAGGAGAAGUUUGCCGGGGCAGAACUCACGACUACCGUAGAGGCGUACGUGCCAGCCAGCGGUCGCGGAAUCCAGGCUGCCACCUCCCACUACUUGGGUCAGAACUUUUCUCGCAUGUUCGAGAUCGUAUUCGAAGACCCAGAAACACGUGAGAAGAGAUACGUGCACCAGACGUCUUGGGGUCUUACAACACGCACCAUUGGUGUAUUGGUCAUGGUCCACGCCGACAACCAGGGUCUCGUGCUUCCCCCUCGUGUUGCCCAGGUGCAGGCCGUCCUUGUGCCGUGCGGUAUAACUGCUUCUCUCGGGCAAGAGCGUAAGGAGGAGCUCCUCGGCUUCUGCCGCGCGCAAGAGUCCAGGCUAUCGACUGGCGGCGUGCGUUGCCGAGGAGACUACCGAGACAAUUACUCUCCGGGCUGGAAAUUCAACCACUGGGAGUUGAAGGGUGUGCCGGUACGACUUGAAGUAGGGCCCCGAGACAUGGAACAGAAUCAAGUAACAGCGGUACGCAGGGACACGGGCGACCGAUUGGCUAUCAGUACGUCCGACCUGGUCACAAAGGUCUCUGCGUUGUUAGAGGACAUCCAGGAAACUCUUUUCAAGCGAGCGAAAGAAGACCAGUUGAAGUUCCAAGCUCGAGUCACUAGUUGGGAUAAUUUUCUCGCGAAACUGGAGGAAAAGUGCCUCAUCUUGGCUCCAUUCUGUGGUGAAUGCGACUGCGAAGACAACAUCAAGAAGCAGAGUGCUCGUGAAGAAGCAGAACCUGGGGCUCCGGCCAUGGGGGCUAAGAGUCUUUGUAUCCCAUUUGAGCAGCCGGCCCCGAUGACCGCAGCGGACCGCUGUAUCCACCCAGCAUGCACGAGGAAGCCACAAUACUACACCCUGUUUGGCCGAAGCUAUUGAGUGAAUGGGUGCCGAAAUAAAAUGUUUUUGUACGCUGAA